Molecule: messenger RNA, 1578 nt
Organism: Guyanagaster necrorhizus
Lineage: Eukaryota; Fungi; Basidiomycota; Agaricomycetes; Agaricales; Physalacriaceae
Exons: 5
Coding region: 1-1578 (525 amino acids)
Source: RefSeq, a predicted model, not a curated record
AUGGAAUCCCCGACACCACCUAGCGAUGGCAGUCCCUCUUCGGACACCUAUGUGAAGCGCAUCCGUACAUGUUUCGCUGACCACAAUGACAAUAGACUGUACCGACCUUCACCAAACGUUGCUGAUACGCGACGAAAAUAUCCCGCCGUUCCUGCUAUAUCCAGAUCAUACCUCCGGCAGGGGCCGGAACUACUUAAUCUAAACUUCCAAGGCGACCCACUCGCCCAUAUCGCGGGCUCUGCAUCAUCGAUCUUCAAGCAGUUUCUUGAGUCCAACGACACCAUUUCAGAUACUGACACGAAGUUUCUGGAAGGCUACAUAGCCGGCAAGCAGAACUUCGUUGAAGAACUUGACACUCAUCUUGCAGAACUUUCUGCUGCUCAGAAAGCCCUCACCACCUUCCGGUCGACCAUCACGUCAGAUAUUGCACAGCGCAAGAAAGCCCUGCACCCCAUCAGACGAUUCCCUCCAGAAGUUCUGUCUGAGAUAUUCCUCCAAUGCAUCGACGAAAACGGCAUGGGAAGCGAAGUUGACAGAUUCUUGCACAAAACGUCAUUCCGCCCGAAGAGUUCCCUGGAUCCUUCACAGUGUCCUUGGACCUUAUCACAGGUCUGCAGGAGGUGGCGUGCCGUUUCGUUAGCUUUCUGCAGUCUUUGGUCCAACAUCUACCUCUACAUCCGAGAUAAGAAGCCUCGCAAAUGUAUAGACAUGUUGAUACUUCAGCUCCAUCGUUCAGGAACACACCCCCUAAAAGUCGCAUUUACGGCACCCCAUUCCAUGAAGGACUUUCCUCCCAUCAUUGACGUUCUCAUCUCGUCAUGCCGGCGAUGGAAGACGCUCUUUCUGUCUGAGAACUGCAUGUCUCAAAUCGCCCAGAUCGAAGGUUCUCUUCCCAUUCUCAGUGCAUUAUACAUCGUUCCAGUUUCAUCUUCAUCUAUAACCAUAGACCCCUUCGCAUUCCGUGACAUGCCAUCCCUCCACACGAUUGGAGGCGAUAUCAGCAUAUUGCAGUGCUGUAACCUUCCCUGGACGCAAAUCAAGAGUGUCAUAUACCCAUGUCAUUGGGGAAUACACGUUUUCAUGAACGACACCAUUCCCCCGGGUACAGAUGCCAUCACAGCUCCCUAUCUCGUAUCCUUGACUAUCACCACAAGCACUGAGUUCCCGCCCAUUCUAGACCAUCUCGUUCUACCCAGUCUUCAGAUUCUUUCCGCUAAUCACGAUAAGGGUGUUGUCCCUCUAGUCAAACGAUCGAAAUGCCCCCUCCAGCAGUUGGAAAUAGGAUUGACUGAAUCAACGUUCCACUGUCAGAUGCUCCUAGCUGUGAUGCCGGCCUCCUUAUUGACCUUUACCUCUACGAUAAGGGGCACCAGAGCUUACUAUGCAGAUGACUUUGAGAAGCUCAAGUCAGCGACGUCACAUAUGCAUGAUCUGAAGUCGGUCGACCUGACAUAUAAGCCGAAUACGUUCUAUGAGGGGCAGAGGAUGACUGUCUUGGAGACAGAAUAUCCGGUCCUUACAGCAAGGGAUUACGGGAAUCUUUUCUCAAUUUGGGAUUCGGACUCGGACUCGAACUAG